UCAAGCUUCCAAGGAGUGUCCGUUGCAGACCCCUACAAUGGGGGAGGAGCUGCUGACUGUUCUUUUCCAUUUUUUUAAAUCCAAGCGACCCUCCCUAAGAUUUGAACUUCGAAACCCUUGGCCGCCGCCAUCGCUUUCUAACGGCCUCCUUUACUCUCCUUCAAAGAUGACUUGCUCAGCUCCCCUUCCCUCUUUGUAAGCGAUUCAUUGUUCUUGCUCUUCUUUUUGGAUUUCUUGUUUCCCUGUUGAUUUUUUUUGUAUUUUGGUUCAUAUCUGAUCUCUACAACUCAAGAACUCUGUUGGGUAUCGUAAAUUUACUAAAUUAAUACUCAUUGAGAAUCAUGGGUUUGUGUUCUUCUGAGAAUCGAAUCAUGGGUUUGUGUUCUUCUGAAAAUCGAAUCAUGGGUUUGUGUUCUUCUGAGAAUGGAAUCAUGGGUUUGUGUUCUUCUGAAAAUCCCCGUUGCCAUGACUUCUAUGGCACUAAUACCAAGCCCACGCAAAAGGGUGAAGGAAAUGGUGGUGGAGGAGUCCAUUUUCAGCCACUUGGGUUUGCUAAUGAUAGCAAUAACAGCGAUGGUGAUGAGAUUUUGAAGCUUUUUGACAUACUUUCUUCUUUGAAAUUUGCCUAUUUGCAGUUUCAGAAAGCUCAUAUACCCUAUGAGCCAAAGAAGAUCAUUGUUGCUGAUGAACUUAUUGUAACUCAGCUGGAAGCUCUCUGGAAGAUCAAACGUGCAUUGAAACAGAACCAUUUCAAUGCAAUUGAGUCCAAAAGCUUACAACAUGAUGUUCUUAAGGAGAAAGUUAGAUAUCAAGAGAAGCUAUUGGAAGAGUUAAAAUCUAAGUUGGAAGCUCAAAACAUCGAAGCUCAUUGCUUGAAGCAACAGCUUCGAGAUUUGGAUUCAAGGAAUGAAAUGUUGGGUGAGAAAAUUAUGAAAAGGGGAGCAAGUUCUUCAUCCAUCAAUGGUUUUGAAGAAACAUUCAUUGCCACUUACAAAUCCAUUCAUGAUUUUGCUAAACCAUUAAUAGCUUUGAUGAAAGCUUCAGGGUGGGAUCUUGAUGUUGCAGCAAAAUCUAUAGCAGAAUCAGCUGUUUUCUUCAAAAGAUCAGACAAGAAAUAUGCAUUUGAAGCUUACAUAGCUAGAAGAAUGUUCUACGAAAUGUCGUAUGAGCCAUGGAAUAUCGAAGAUGUCAAGAAGUUUGAUGAUCCAAUAGAGUUCUUGUUAAUGAAUCCAAACUCUGAAUUUGGUAAGUUUUGUCAGAGAAAGUACCUUUUAGUUGUUCAUCCAGUGAUGGAAGCUUCAUAUUUUGGCAAUUUGGAUCAUAGAACACUCGUGCAGUGUGGCAAGCAUCCAAGAACACUGUUCUAUCAAAUAUUUGCAAAAAUGGCGAAAUGGGUUUGGAUCUUAGGAGGCAUUGCAGCUUCUACAAAGGCAGAGUCUUUUGUGGUUAGAAGUGAUAGCAUGUUCUUAGAUACCUUCAUGGAAUCUGUCAAAGGAGAUGAGGGAGUGUUAGAAGGGAGAUGUAGCUACACUGUUGGGUUUAUGGUCAUGCCUGGAUUUAGAGUGGGGAAGACGUUGAUAAAAUCUCGGGUUUAUGUUUCGAGAAGUAAACUAGAGAGUUGAUGAUACCGUGACAUCGGACUAACUGGUAACUUGAUUGUAUGAAAUUAGUACGAGUGAAACUAAGAUUGUGGAUCGAACGUUGUACAUUAGAAUUGUGAUAUAACUAGGAAACUCAGAAUCUGUAAUGAACUGUUUGUUUUCUUGUUAGCAUGGCUUGAAUUUCAAGGGUGGAGGUGUGUUGGUUGAUA
Cucurbita pepo subsp. pepo (vegetable marrow) is the source of this 1810-nucleotide messenger RNA. Its product is annotated as protein GRAVITROPIC IN THE LIGHT 1. The record is from RefSeq and is a predicted model, not a curated record. NCBI's taxonomy places the organism in Eukaryota, Viridiplantae, Streptophyta, Magnoliopsida, Cucurbitales, Cucurbitaceae. Gene Ontology annotation, biological process: response to red or far red light; negative gravitropism.